CCUGCUCUCUCCUCAUUUUCCCGAAACCCUAAUUCUUACACUCAGGAACCAUGCCGCCAAAGCUUGAUCCGUCGCAGGUGGUGGAGGUCUACGUCCGGGUCACCGGAGGCGAGGUCGGCGCUGCCAGUUCUCUCGCUCCCAAAAUCGGUCCUCUCGGUCUCUCUCCAAAGAAGAUUGGAGAAGACAUUGCAAAGGAGACAGCCAAGGACUGGAAGGGUUUACGAGUGACGGUGAAGCUGACCGUCCAGAAUCGUCAGGCGAAGGUUGCGGUUGUUCCAUCGGCGGCUGCGCUUGUCAUCAAGGCCUUGAAGGAGCCGGAACGGGAUCGGAAGAAGACGAAGAACAUCAAGCAUAAUGGAAAUAUUUCUCUGGAUGAUGUGAUUGAGAUUGCGAAGAUUAUGAAGCCGAGAUCGAUGGCGAAGGAGCUUGCUGGGACGGUGAAGGAGAUUCUGGGUACGUGUGUGUCGGUUGGAUGUACCGUCGAUGGAAAGGACCCGAAGGAUUUGCAGCAGGAGAUUAACGAUGGAGAUGUUGAAAUUCCUCAGGAUUAAGAAGGAGGUUUAUCUUUUUGUUUUGUUUCCUAGACUUUUUGCAUUGUUGAAGAUUUUGUUCAAUGGAUUUAGUAUUUGAGUAAUUGAGAUGUUUUAUAUGCUGGUUAAGAUUUUCUGUUAUUGUUUAAUUAUAGUUUUUUUCCUUA
Messenger RNA from Vicia villosa (hairy vetch), 697 nucleotides. RefSeq names its product large ribosomal subunit protein uL11x-like. NCBI's taxonomy places the organism in Eukaryota, Viridiplantae, Streptophyta, Magnoliopsida, Fabales, Fabaceae. The transcript has a single exon. Bases 51 to 551 code for a protein of 166 amino acids. The record is from RefSeq and is a predicted model, not a curated record. Gene Ontology annotation, biological process: translation. Gene Ontology annotation, cellular component: ribosome; cytosolic large ribosomal subunit. Gene Ontology annotation, molecular function: large ribosomal subunit rRNA binding; structural constituent of ribosome.